Calypte anna (Anna's hummingbird) is the source of this 2027-nucleotide messenger RNA. RefSeq names its product R-spondin 4 (gene RSPO4). Bases 169 to 873 code for a protein of 234 amino acids. The record is from RefSeq and is a predicted model, not a curated record. The transcript is spliced from 5 exons. NCBI's taxonomy places the organism in Eukaryota, Metazoa, Chordata, Aves, Apodiformes, Trochilidae.
UACCAUGAGCACUUCCCUGGCCUGACAGCCCCUGCCUCCCCGGGAGCUCCGGGGUGGGCUGCUGAGAGCCCGGAGCCGCUCUCCUCCCUCCCACCGCCCCUCCAGACGAGCCCCAACAGCCGCUUGGAUGCUUUGAUUUCUUCCCUGCCCAAAAUUCCUCCUGCCCAGAUGCAGUGGAUAAUAUUCAUGUUGCUGUUAUUCAUCAGCUCCAUAGAAAUGCUCACGCAGAACCGAUGGAAGAAGCAAGGUACAGUGCGCACAGCCGGCUCGUCCUGCUCAGUGAGCGCUGGGCUGCUGGAGAACUGCACGGGCUGCGUCCUGUGCUCCGAGGACAACGGGUGCAUCACCUGCCACCACCGGCUCUUCCUGCUCAUCUGGAGGGAUGGCAUCCGCCAGUACGGGAUGUGUGUCCACACCUGCCCCCCCGGAUACUUUGGCGUGAGGGGGCUGGAGGUCAACAGAUGCACAAAGUGCAGGUCCCCCAGCUGCGAGAGCUGCUUCAGCAAAGAUUUCUGCAUGAAGUGCAAAGACAAGUUUUACUUGCACAAGGGCCAGUGCUUUCGGCAGUGCCCCCCCAGCACCACAGCUCAGCCCGGCACCCGCGAAUGCCAAGAGAUGUGCGAGCCGGGACCCUGGAGCGAGUGGAGCGCCUGCACCCACGAAGGACGGACCUGUGGAUGCAAGUGGGGUGUGGAGACCAGAGUCCGCGAGGUACCGGGGGCCAACAGGGAGGAGGGGGCUGCCUGCCCCGCGCUGCUGGAGACGAGGAAGUGCCGGAUGAGGAAGCACUGCCCCGGAGAGAAACACGAACCCAAAAAUAAAGGCAAAAAGAGACAGAAGAAGAUGAAGACAGACCCACACGUGGGUACCUAGCAGCAUCAGCACCAGAGGUGGGGCAAUGUGGCAGGAGAUGGUUGGGAGCUCUCUGUGAUGCCAGGUGAUGUCACAGAGAGCUCCUCACCAUCUCCCACCACACUGCCCCAGCUACAUCGCCCGUUUUUCCAUCCACCAAAAAAAAAAAAAAAAUUGCACAAUUUUCUCCCCUCUUCCUCCCCUUCCCAUUUUCUUUUGAGACAAUUUAUGGCCUGUAAGACAUUUCCUUUUUCAGAAAAUCUAAUUUGCAGCGUCCAAAGCAAUGCCCCGGGGCUGGGGGAGGGGGUGGUUCCUUGAUAUUUUUUUAUGUUUGUUUGUAUUUUUCCUGUUUUUCCCUCUCCCCCAGCAUGUUAGGUCCCUCUUCCUCCCGACGGGUGGGAUGGGGUUGGUCCGGGGUGACAAUGAUGCCUGCCUGGGUAGCAUCCCCCAGGGAUGGGAGACACCCUGUCCCUCGGUGUCCCAAUGGCACAGGGGUGCACAGCAUGCAGGAUGAGGUCCUCUGUCCUCAGCCACCAGCAUGGAGAGUGGUGGGACCCGCAGGAUUGGGACCCUGCUGGGGACCAUGCCAGCCUGCUGCUCAGCAUCCUCACUGGCACAGCAAUGGGUCAAAUUCUGCCAUCUUCAGGCUCACGGAGGAGCAGGAGGAGCCUCUCUCUCUCUCCCAAGCUGGAUGUGAGCACAGGAAUUUGGGGGGCUCUGCCUGUCCUUGGUUCUACAGCUGCCAGAGCCAGCCCGGGCAGGGAUGCUGCUGCCUCCUGCAUCUUCCAGCUGGGAUGUGCUGCCAGCAGCCACCACAGCCCCCCAGCCCCCUCCCAAAUGUCACCAGGGACAUGACCCAGGCGUGCUGAGCCCGUCUGUCCCACUGAGCCGGCUGCCACACUCGUGUCACACAGAUUUAAUGUGUGUUUUGCUCAAAUCACUGCUACAUCCUCAAGCAUCUUUGUGUUUGGGGGAUUGCCCGGGGUCAGAGCCCACCCCCUGUCCCUGCUUCGAGCACGGGCAGGGUCUGGCAGUGGCUGUAGGGGCUGUAGGGGCUGUGGGGGAUGACAGUGGGGUGCCACUGCUGGGUGCCAGCAUCGAGUCGGUCCCGGAAACCAGCACAAAGCUGCUGAGUCAGCUCCUCCGUCCGCUUAACCUCAAAUAAAUGUAUUAAA